Cuscuta campestris is the source of this 1967-nucleotide messenger RNA. NCBI's taxonomy places the organism in Eukaryota, Viridiplantae, Streptophyta, Magnoliopsida, Solanales, Convolvulaceae. The record is from the annotation of a GenBank genome assembly.
CGCCUCCUGAAUACUAUUUGGCAGGGUGCUUGACGACGGCGAGCUACACGUAUGGCUUUGGAGUCGUGUUACUAGAGCUUCUAACGGGCUGAAGGGCAAUGGAUAGGAGCCGGCCACCCAAGGAACAAAUACUCGCACAAUGGGCAUACCCAAUUUUGAAGGAUCGCCGAAAGCUUCAACGGAUAAUUGAUCCAAGACUCGAGGGAAUGUACUCCGAGGAAGGGUCGCGGGCGGUGGCAUUACUUGCACGCGACUGCUUGACCGACCGACCGGAGUCCAGGCCCACGAUGAAUGUCGUUGUCACUACACUCGAAUCUUUGAAGGAUUGCAAUGAGGCCUCCAUAGCGAGGGCCGGGGCGAAUGCACAAGGAUGUAUCAUUAUAAGAAACAUGGUAGCUGCACCCCUUAGGGCUUGGGCGGAGAAUCUUCAUGAAAACAUAGUAUAUGAGCACUUCGGAGGCUUCCGAAUGCUCACAAGAAAUUUCAAGAGAACCCUAAGGCCACUACUCCAUGGAAUGUGGACUACUUUUCAAGCUGGGAAGUAUCAUGGAAAUUUGGCAGAUUCUGUGUUUCCAGACAAUCAGAUUGACCCGUUUUCGAUGCUUAGGGUUCAAGCUCCUCCCAAUGGAUACUUUCCUGUUGGAGAGCCACCAUUUAUGGGAGUUCGCGAUGAUAUUAAAGGGCUUGAGGAUGUCAUCCGCUAUAUUUUUGAACCGCAUUUCGUGUCCCCAAAUGGAAUGGCCCCUGUAGUUGGUCACUUUUUGAGACUAUGUGAACACAUCAGGUCAUCUGAUUUCAAUUCUUUUAAAGACAUGAGGAAAGCCAUAUAUCUCUUGUUGGUGAAAAAUUUCAUCAUGUUUAGCUCCACUGAUGUCAUUGGAUUUUUCGAUAAAGUUUUGAAUCUUAAAAACAUGAACACCCAUGGGUUUGAUGAAAAGUUUGCCGAGCGUUUGAACAAAGGAGAGCUGAAAUCUUACCAAGCGAAGCACUGGACAAACCUUGUCCCCGAGCAGCACACUUUCUACAAGUGCAUGGUUUCCCAGACAAAGCCCAACAUUGUGCGGACCGUGGUCAAUGACUGUUGGAAAAGGUUAGAAAUGGUAAACAGCGUCACGACUAGUAAAUUCCAACCCUGGUAUGGUCUGAUCGAUUUUUAUGCACGGGUCUCGAGCCGCAUACUUUCUUACGACCGUAAUGCAGAUGACGAUUUUGUCUUGAGAGAAUUCUUGAAGCUCUUCCCAGAAUUCCCAUCCGAAUGCUUCUUCCACGUGGUUGUUAUACACUCUUUUCAGCCUCCACUUCCAAAUGGGAAAGAUUUCUAUUGCUUGAUUAAUGAAACUCCUAAGAUCCUGCAAGAGUGAACUGUGAAGAAGAAGCAAAACUUGAAACCGGGAGACGAGCGCAAGAUCUGAAGACUGAAAAUAAGGAAACGGAGCAAGAGGGAGACGCCCCUCGUUCUUCACGGAUCCCCGCCGACCAGAGGACGACGAACUCUCGUCGCCACGUAGUUCUCAGCUCACGUUCUCCCUUCGUCAAUCGCGCACUAGUUCGCCGGAAGGAAACAGCAGUGUCACCUUUCUCCUUCGAUCCAAGGUUGAUUUCUUCGAUUUUCGAGCAACAGGUAAUUAGUGAAAUCUGGGGAGCGACGGAGACUUGAUGGAGGUUUGAUGAACAUGCAUGGGAAACAAUGGAGAUCUGAUGGGGAUUCGAGCAACGAAUAUUUGACAAAAUCAUAUCGCUUCAUCACGGGAAGUAUUAUCGCUGAUCUGUGUUUUGCCCUGGAGAUUAAUAACGGAUCUCCGUGAUGAUGCUGAAUUAAAGGAAGCAGACGGGAUCAAUAACAAUGUGGAUGAAGGAAAUCAAUUGAAAACCUAUGCAGAGGUGGUAGGUAAAUCUGAAGAAGAUGAAGGUAAAUUUAUAUAUAUUGAAGCUGAUGAAUCGAAUGGAAAUAAAUUUGCUAGGCUUAC